Molecule: messenger RNA, 1800 nt
Organism: Alosa alosa (allis shad)
Lineage: Eukaryota; Metazoa; Chordata; Actinopteri; Clupeiformes; Clupeidae
Gene: rad52
Product: RAD52 homolog, DNA repair protein
Exons: 11
Coding region: 379-1698 (439 amino acids)
Biological process (GO): double-strand break repair via single-strand annealing; DNA recombinase assembly; double-strand break repair via homologous recombination
Cellular component (GO): nucleus
Source: RefSeq, a predicted model, not a curated record
GUUGAAGAGGAAGUCGGUUUUCAAACGAGUCCCAUGUUUUUACACACAAAUAAUAAGGGUUUGUGAAGUUAAUUAACGUAACGCACAAUAUUGGCCGAAGUAGUUUUUCCUGCAUUAAAUCUGUGAACCGAGUGACUUUCCACAGAUGCAGGCAAGAGACUUCACAGUUAGUGAAAAACGUUGUUGCCGUAGCGCUCUUGUUAACUCCUGCACCCUAAAAUUGAAUUAUGAGAUAACUCAAUGUUAACACGAGGCUCCCCUGGACUUGGAAGUAUAUUGGACUGAAUUGUACAAUGAAACUGUAGUGCCAUAAAUGUUACACUUCAGCUGAGUGUAGGCCUAUGUGAAAGAGCGAAGAGUCAAAAACAGCGGGGAGCGAUGAACUUCACAGGGAAACAAGAACAACCCAAGACCUUCAACUCAUGUUUUGGGCAACAACCGUACACGCCAGAGGAGUACCAGGCGAUCCAGGCUGCGUUGCGACAGAAACUUGGCCCAGAAUACAUAAGCACUCGUUUGGCCGGAGGUGGACAAAAGGUGUGUUAUAUUGAGGGCCAUAGAGUCAUCAGUCUGGCCAAUGAGAUGUUUGGGUACAAUGGUUGGUCUCACUCCAUCACCCAGCAGACUGUUGACUUUGUGGAUCUCAUCAAUGGAAAAUUCUAUGUUGGAGUUAGUGCAUUUGUGAAAGUACAGUUAAAGGAUGGGUCAUAUCAUGAAGAUGUGGGCUAUGGUGUGUGUGAGGGACUGAAGUCCAAAGCAUUGUCACUGGAGAAGGCCAGGAAGGAAGCUGUGACAGACGGACUGAAAAGAUCACUCAAGUGCUUUGGAAAUGCUCUUGGAAACUGCAUCCUCAACAAGGAGUAUCUCAUUGCCAUUAACAAGAUCCCUAAACAACCCAUGCCACCUCUAGAUCCUGCUCUUACCAAGCGAUCUGAUGGUGAACCAUCAGUGGAGAAGGCCAGAUAUUCCAGUCUGGUUGGUCGCCAGUCUGCUGGCAAAGCUGAGGAUCCUAUGGGAGAGACAUGUGCCAAGCAGCCAAGAGUCCAGCUGGUGUCCGAACCAUGGGAUGACAAAAGUGAUGUCAGGACAUCGCUUUCAUUAAACACUCCUGGACACUCUGCUCUACCUGACCCUGACAAGAGGCCCAACACCACAUCCAGUAGGUCUUCAGUGGGCAUGGACGACAUGUCUCCCACGGACCAGCAUGUGGACCCCAAGCAGCUGAGGAAGCUGAGGCAGCAGCAGCUGCAGCAGAAGUUUCGGCAGGAGAUGGAAGCUAAGAAGAUGCAGGAGAACAACCAAACCCCUGCACAAGAGCCUGGAGCUUCUCAUGUGCUGUUGGGCUCCAACCUGGAGACUGCUGGUCAAGGCACACCUAAUUCUUAUGCAGAGAAGUGUGAGGAUGAGUGCUUGGCUGAUGAUCCGGAGCUGUGGAAUUUCACUCUUGACCUGUUGGAUCAACCUCUUCAUACCACGACCACAAGCCCUUCCUCCACAUCGGGUAGUGAGCACGGAAUGUCGACACGGAGUAAGACACCGCAAGGAGCACCAAGCCUGCAGGCCCCAGUGCAGCCUCAGGGCAAUGGAGGGUUCGCACAGCACCGGUCCCAUCAGUCCAUACAGAGAUGGAAUCAAACAGGUGAAGCUGUAAUUACACACAGGCCAUGUGAAUUUAAGAAACGGAGAUUUGACCCUUGAGUUUGGAAAAAAUAUUUUAUAAAUAGUAAGUUUUAUGGUUCUUGUUUUAACUUAAUUUGAGUUCUAUUGCAAUUUGUAAUAAAUAUUUUAAGUUAUCAAGUA